This is a messenger RNA of Anguilla anguilla (European eel), 3414 nucleotides long. RefSeq names its product cold-inducible RNA-binding protein B-like. Bases 165 to 764 code for a protein of 199 amino acids. The record is from RefSeq and is a predicted model, not a curated record. Gene Ontology annotation, biological process: positive regulation of mRNA splicing, via spliceosome. The transcript has 8 exons. Lineage: Eukaryota; Metazoa; Chordata; Actinopteri; Anguilliformes; Anguillidae. Gene Ontology annotation, cellular component: spliceosomal complex. Gene Ontology annotation, molecular function: RNA binding.
AAUAAUCUUCCUUUGACACGCCCGGUUUGUAAUUAUUCAUGACGUAGCUGCGUAUAUUUGUCACAAAAGGGAGGACAUUUUGCUGCAGCAUCUGUAUUGAACCUUCGUAUGCGUUCCGGCGCCUGAAAACCAGCUUGAAGGAGACCGAAACCAGAAUAUUCAACAUGUCGGAUGAGGGAAAACUUUUCGUCGGAGGCUUGAACUUCGAUACCACCGAAGAAUCUUUGGAGUUGGCCUUUUCGAAGUAUGGCAAUAUUUCGAAAAUUGACGUGAUCAGAGACCGGGAAACGCACAGGUCGCGAGGCUUUGGCUUUGUGACGUUUGAAAACCCCGACGAUGCCAAGGACGCACUGGAAGGCAUGAACGGAAAGACAGUCGACGGCAGAACCAUCCGAGUAGACGAAGCUGGCAAGUCUGGAUCGAGGUCUGGUGGUGGAUAUAGAGGCGGACCCUCCGGCGGCAGAGGGGGCGGAUUCUUCAGAGGUGGCAGGGGUGGAAGAGGUGGGCCUGGUUAUUCGCGAGGUGGUGGAGGAUAUGGAGGUGGAGACAGGUCCUAUGGAGGUGAUCGGAGUUAUGGAGGAGACCGGAGCUAUAGCGGUGGUGACCGUGGCUACGGUGGUGGAUAUUCCCAAAGGAGUGGUGGCGGCGGAUACUCUGGCGGCGGCGGUGGCGGCUACUACAACAGAGAUAGGGGACAGUCUGGCUAUGGUGACCGCUCUGGAUCCUACAGGGACAGCUAUGACAGCUAUGCUGCACACGAAUAAAAAUCCCUCCUGAUUCAAGACCAUCCCUUCGCUGGCUGUAUUUAUAAAGAUGCGCUCUUCGAAGAAUUUUUGAGUUUUUUUUUUUUUUUUGUUUUUGUUUUGUUUGUUUUGUUCCUCCAAGUGGUUUUUUGUGAUGAAUGUAGUAUAAUUCUGUUUAAGCAGCAGAAGUCUCUCUAGCGAGCCCGUUUUUUUUUUUUUAAUUUAGAGUGGGCGUGUCAGCUUUAGGAGGCGACUACUCCUGUAGCAUUUAAUUUUGGUCAAUGUAUGAUGGCGAAAACUGUUCACGAAGGAUUCCUGUACUACGACCUCAUUGCUUAAUGUUGGCCCAGAGAAGGCAGUCUACAGGGAAACCCGGACUAAAACUUUACAGCUGUUUUUUUUAAAAACAAAUUUCUAUAGACAAACAGGCUUGUUCCAUGAGUAAGUCUGUAUAUUGUUAAACACAGCCUGGCAGCUUUUAGUUCUUUGAAACUCCCUGGCACCAACCCUCCAGCAGAACUUCACAUUCAAUUCCAAAUCCAAGAUUCAUCUCGAGUUUGUUCCCAGUGGAACAGCUUUAGUGUUCUGAAACCUUUCCCCUGUGAGUAUCUAUUCAAGCUCCCAACCCUAAAAGCUGAUCAGAUGGUGUUUUUUUGUUUUUUUCCCCCCCCUCUUUUAAAAUUUAUUCGGGAACCAUGACAAGCGAUAAUUUACCUGAAAGACUUAAUUCUCUUGGGUUCAGUUGCAUUUCUUUUGUCACAAGGUGGUUUGCCCCUUUCCAAUAAACCGCCUUUCUUUUAUUUAAAGAAAAAAAGUAAAUGGAAAAAGUGACUUGAGUUGGAUAAAACGUCAUAAGAUUGAAACUGGUACCAUGAAGUCUGGUCACUCGUGUGAAAGGCCAGCCAUUUCUGGCCGUUGCCCAAAGUUCUCCUGUUCUUUGCAACGUAUUGAAUUUUAAAUGUGCUCUGCUCUCAUGGACUGAAAUCUUCUGAACUUCAAGAACAAUGUUACUACCAAUAUUGUCCCUGCUUGGAAAGAUGUGCUUUCUGUUCUGUGUGUCUCCAAACAACCUUAAAGAAUCUCUUUUUGUAAACUCUGGCUUCAUGAAGCCUAUUAAACAGUUGGUUGAAAGUACUACUUGAUUUUCCUGUUGUGCCUCAAAACGAAUCCUGUGUGCCUCCUGGACAAAAAAAAAAAAGAUUGAAACCUCAGCCAAAGCCGUUGGGUAUGGGGUGGUCAAUUGCGACAAAGGAGGGAGUAAUUCUGGGUAGCCUGACUUCUAAGGAAGUAGUGAAGAGUUUGUUUAUCACAGUGUCUAGGCAAACUAGCCAGGAGACCUUAAGUUUGAUGAUACUCAAACUCAUUCACGACUGGACCCUCAAAUUUCAGUGCAGAAAUGAGAAGUUGCGGGGGGGUGGGGGUGGGGAGGGAAUUGGGUGAUGAGUUGGGCUGUUCUGCUGGGCGUUUCUGGUUGUGUUGUCCCAUAAUCCUUCACUGCGUCCAAGUGCUCUCUGCUACUGUUCGACUGGGUGGGGAAAAAACCGCCUUGUCCUUGGAGGAGUGUUGGGCCUACCGACAUGAGAACCGUGUGAGGCGCAAGCUGCUCUCUUGGCUAGUUCAUAUGUGGAGAUAGGCCUGUAAUGUGAGGUAAAUCCUUUUGCUCUCCUGUUCACAUCCUCCAGACUGAGUUCAUUUUUUAGUGUUCGUUGAAUCCUCCCUCCUACCCAUCAGUCCUCUCUUCCAAGAUGACAACUCUGGUUGUAGGUUUUUUUUUUUUCUUCCCCCUCAAGUGCUCCAUUAAACUGCAUGGUAAAUUGAGCGCUGUCUACUUUUAAUAUUCACUGCCCCCUCUCCAAGCUCCACCUCCAAAUCUUUGAAGGCAUCCUUAGAAGUGGCCAUUUUGGCCCCUGUUAAAGUUGAGCUUUGGCGUCCCCCCCCCCCCCCCCCCACAUCUCUAGUUCAGAUGCCCCCUCCCCCUUUGGUAAUCUUGCAGAUGAGGAGUUCUGCACCCAUUUUGGACCACUCCACUGCCCUCAAAAUGAGACAUUUUUCCUUUUCCCUUGGAAGUUCUCACUGAAACCAGAGGUUUUUUUUUUUUCCACUUAGACCUGAAUGGGUUUUUCACCCCCCUCCUUGUGCAUUUAAGUAAAACUUUGCUGUUAAAACUACAUCUAAAUCUGUAUUACACUUACUGUUCAGUGUUGCAUUUUUUAGCAGUGGGUGUCUUAAGACUAAAUGUCAGCAGUUUAGUACAGAGCCUGUUUGAGACAUGGUCACAUGCAUGUACUGAGGGGCAUUUGUAAGACUAGGCUUUAAAUUUGUAGCUCAUAGAUGGCUUGGAGCUGUGAACUCAUCUCUUGAAUUUGCCUUGUGUAGGUUGAGGGUAUCUGAGCGUCUGGAUUGAGCCGUGCAAGAUGAGAGCUGGUCAGCUGCGGUGACCGCUUUGGCCUGGUCCUCUGGAUGAGACUCUUCAGGCACUGAGCGCUGAGGAUAUUGGAGAGCACUUGGAUUUUUGGAGUCUGGCAGGCCUGCCGGCAGUGUGACUGCAGUCCUGUCCUGGGGACGCGUGGAACGUGGGGUUCUGCGCCCCGGUCUUCAUGCAGAAUGUGCAUUUUUGGGCCCCCCACUGCAGUCACCUGAGUUUUGAUGACUUAUUAAAUUAUUUAUUUUA